CCCUGCUCUACUUAUUUAUUGAUCAAUCCCAGCUGCUACCCAUAUACAUAAUUAUAUUUUGGGAAAACUAUGUCUAUCCCAUACAGUGGAACACUUAGAAGAUCUGGAGGCGUAGUAUCUGCUAUUGGAAAACAGCUAAGACUCGUCAAUUUGAAAGCUGCUAAGAGAAUUACAGUCAAAUUUGACCCAUUUGGUGAUAAUGUAACACAUACAAGGAAUUUCCUUCAUUACAUAAGCUCAACAAAAAUUAGUUUGACUAAUCCCAAUUGCGCACUGAAAACAGAAAUUGUUUGCGACCGCAGUGAGCCUACUGUUGAUAUCACAUUAACACCUUCAAUUGCAGAGACGGCCAAAAUAAAAAACGUUACAUUAAAAAGUGGGAACCUCACCUGUUUAGAAAUUUUACAAUUGUUGAACAAACAUAUCUCAUCACUGGCCCCAGUGGAACAGCCAGCAGCUACAAUCCAAACCAAAACAGAAAAGAAGACCAAAAGGAAGUAGAUAAUAUCAUACAAGAUGACGAGGUCAAAUAAAGGCAAUCUAAAUGUAGUGGAAGAGCUCUACAACCAGAUUCCAGCAUUUACAGAUGUAUUUUCUGAAGACACAUUCUACAUAUUUGUUGUAUUCUUUGUAAUGUCAACAAUAUUGGUUGCUUUUAUUCUGUCUAAGUUCAUUACUAUCAAACCUGUAGAAUAGUUGUUAGAAUGUAUGGAUAAAUAUUUAUGUUUAAAAUUACAGUAAAGUUUAAAAAUGUAUCAAUUUACAUAUAAAUAAAACAGUACCUUUAUUAAUUACAAAA
Molecule: messenger RNA, 799 nt
Organism: Helicoverpa zea (corn earworm)
Lineage: Eukaryota; Metazoa; Arthropoda; Insecta; Lepidoptera; Noctuidae
Gene: mRpL53
Product: 39S ribosomal protein L53, mitochondrial
Exons: 3
Coding region: 70-501 (143 amino acids)
Cellular component (GO): mitochondrial large ribosomal subunit
Source: RefSeq, a predicted model, not a curated record